AUGGCAGAGAAUUGGCUGCGUCUCUCCGGAGCCGGGGCGGUGGAGGAGGGCGGUCUGGAGGAACCCAGCGGUCUGGAUGACAGCCUGACUAGCCUGCAGUGGCUGCAGGAAUUCUCCAUCCUCAACGCCAAGGCCCCCUCCCUGCCCCCUGGGGGGACCGACCCCCAUGGCUACCACCAGGUGCCAGGCUCAGCAGCCCCUGGCUCACCCUUGGCUGCGGAUCCCGCCUGCCUGGGACAACCACAUACCCCAGGCAAGCCCACCUCUUCCUGUACUUCUCGGAGUGCUCCUGCUGGGCUGCAGGCCCCACCCCCAGACGACGUGGACUAUGCCACCAACCCCCACGUGAAGCCACCCUACUCCUACGCCACGCUCAUUUGCAUGGCCAUGCAGGCCAGCAAAGCUACCAAGAUCACGCUUUCCGCCAUCUACAAGUGGAUCACAGAUAACUUCUGCUACUUCCGCCAUGCUGACCCCACAUGGCAGAAUUCCAUCCGCCACAACCUGUCCCUGAACAAAUGCUUCAUCAAAGUGCCUCGGGAGAAGGAUGAGCCAGGCAAGGGUGGCUUCUGGCGCAUUGACCCCCAGUACGCAGAGCGGCUACUGAGCGGCGCCUUCAAGAAGCGGCGGCUGCCCACUGUCCACAUCCACCCAGCCUUUGCCCGCCAAACCCCCCAAGAGCCUGAGACAGGCAGCUGGGCAGCCCCCCUGGCCAUAAACCCCGAGGCCCAGCAGCUGUUACGAGAAUUUGAGGAGGCCACAGGCGGUGAAACGGGCUGGGGAGCAGGCGAGGUCCGGGCCGGGCACAAGCGCAAGCAGCCUCUGCCCAAGCGAGUGGCCAAAGCGCCACGGCCCACCAGCACCACGCUGCUGAGCCAGGAGGAGCAGGGGGAGCUGGAGCCUCUGAAGGGAGACUUCGACUGGGAGGCCAUUUUUGACACAGGCACACUAGGAGGGGAGCUGGGCACCCUGGAGGCCCUGGAUCUGAGCCCACCGCUGAGCCCAGCCAACCGCAGCAAUGUCGACCUGACAGUACAUGGUCACCACAUCGACUGCCCUGCCACUUGGGGCCCCUCGACCGAGCCAGCCACGGAUGGGCUGGACUUCGAUGAGACCUUUUUGGCCACCUCCUUCCUGCAGCAUCCCUGGGAUGAGAGCCACGGGAGCUGCCUACCCCCAGAGCCCCUCUUUGAGGCUGGCGAUGCCACCCUGGCUGUUGACCUAAAUGAGUGGGCCAGUGUGGGUGCCUUCUUGUAAAAGGCUGGGACCUCCCCUCCCCACACCUCUGGACACAAGCCUCAGAAUCAGGGCCCAGAACGCCCCCAAAACAGGAGCCUCAAGGACAUGCCUCCUCCUCCCAGGCAGGGGCUAAGGCAGGUCUUCUGAGGAUGGGACAACUUUCAGGCUCAUGCUGCCCCUAGGCAAGAUUGCCCCUGGGACCCAAUCCCAACUGAGAACCUGGAGGAACCAGGAAUCCCCUUACACACAGUGUUGCUGUCCCCAUAUUCCUUCCUACCCCCACUACCUCCAGCAAGCAAGCCCUGAGGUCUGGACCGCCCAGUUCUGUCUCUUUCUCAGUGGGCAUCUCUGCCUCUGUCUCUUUCUUUCUUCCCCAGGUCUCUAUCCAGGGAAAGUUCCCAGGUACAACAGAUGCUAAUUAGGUGAAAGCAAAUUAAAUCC
Messenger RNA from Trichosurus vulpecula (common brushtail), 1680 nucleotides. RefSeq names its product forkhead box J1 (gene FOXJ1). Gene Ontology annotation, molecular function: sequence-specific DNA binding; DNA-binding transcription factor activity. The transcript is spliced from 2 exons. NCBI's taxonomy places the organism in Eukaryota, Metazoa, Chordata, Mammalia, Diprotodontia, Phalangeridae. Bases 1 to 1257 code for a protein of 418 amino acids. Gene Ontology annotation, biological process: regulation of DNA-templated transcription. The record is from RefSeq and is a predicted model, not a curated record.